Messenger RNA from Opisthorchis viverrini, 789 nucleotides. RefSeq lists its product as hypothetical. Gene Ontology annotation, biological process: superoxide metabolic process. Gene Ontology annotation, cellular component: mitochondrion. The record is from RefSeq and is a predicted model, not a curated record. NCBI's taxonomy places the organism in Eukaryota, Metazoa, Platyhelminthes, Trematoda, Opisthorchiida, Opisthorchiidae. Gene Ontology annotation, molecular function: metal ion binding; superoxide dismutase activity. The transcript has 3 exons. The coding region runs from base 1 to 789 and encodes 262 amino acids.
AUGCGCCUCCAUUAUAACAAACACCAUGCGACCUAUGUGUCCAACCUGAAUAUCGCUGAAGAGCAAGUCGCAGAGGCCAUGGCCAAGAAUGACAUCAUCCGGCCCGCUGUCCGCUUCAAUGGAGGUGGUCAUAUAAACCACAGCAUUUUCUGGCACAACCUCAGUCCCAAAGGAGGUGGCACCCCGAAAGGCAGUCUUUCCAAUGCGAUCAUCGCUGAUUUCGGGUCUUUUGAGGAGUUCAAGUCCAAGCUGUCCGCUCUAACCAUCGGCAUUCAGGGCUCCGGAUGGGGUUGGUUGGGACUGAACCCGAUAACCAAGCGUCUCCAGCUUGCCACAUGUGCAAACCAAGAUCCUUUGGAGGGGACCACAGCCUCAGAAGUGUCCGAGUGUAUAUCUCUAUUCAAGCCUGAUCGUGCUACUUGUCCUGGAGACCUCCCACCUGCUCUGUUCAAGGAUGGCGAUCGACUCAUCAUCCAGUGCCUGUCUAGCUUAUUCGGGUCUGUUUGGGAGACUGUCCCAGACAACUGGGUUCGGUCGGUAAUAGUGUCCGUUUUCAAAAUGCUUGCUCGCAAUGAAUGUAGUAACCACAGAGGUAUCAGUUGGACUCCCAUUUUAACAAAGCUUCUGGCCUCACUGAAUCUUCAUCUUCUUGCGUCGACACGCGAAUUGUUGACCUGUGAGCAUCAAACGGGAUUUCGACCCGGUGGAGGCUUUGGUGACUACAUCUUCACACGCCGUCAGGUCUUAGACCCAUAUGUCCAAACAACCCACAAUCUUGGCAUUCCUUGA